GCAACUGAAUUGACAUCAAACUAUCUCUAGUGCCUACAGCAGCAGCAACCAUUUGCAGUGAAACCAAUUCAACUAAACUGAAAACCGUCAAUAUGAAGACAAUCGUACUUUUCGCUGCUGUCCUUUGCGUUUUCUGCCUGUUCCAAGGCAUCAAAGCAGCUCCCGCUGAUACAGCUGCUCUGGAGGCCGAUGACGCACAAUUGGCUGUGCUAAAGGAGGAGCGUACAGUGGAGUCAAGUCGUCAAAAACGCGCCACUUGUGAUCUGUUGAGCGGAACCGGUGUGAAUCACAGCGCUUGUGCGGCCCACUGCAUACUCCGUGGCAACCGUGGUGGUUAUUGUAAUGGUAGCGGUGUCUGCGUCUGCCGCAACUGAGGGGAUUCACUACAGUGAUAAAUGAAACCAAUUCAUAUUGUUUAAAAAUUUAAAGAAUAUUUUUUUUUUUUCAAAAAUGUAUUUUUCUGAUUCAA
Messenger RNA from Bactrocera latifrons, 469 nucleotides. Its product is annotated as sapecin-like. The transcript has a single exon. Lineage: Eukaryota; Metazoa; Arthropoda; Insecta; Diptera; Tephritidae. The record is from RefSeq and is a predicted model, not a curated record. Bases 93 to 374 code for a protein of 93 amino acids. Gene Ontology annotation, biological process: defense response to bacterium; humoral immune response.